AUGAUACCUAAAACUUAUAUCAGAUUAAGCGAUCAAAAGUCCAUAAGCUUACCGACGAUCGGACUUGGUACAUACUUAAUAACGGGUGCAGACGGAAAGGAAGCCAUCAAGACUGCUAUCGAUUUGGGUUACCGAAUGUUCGAUACGGCUGCAGCUUAUGGGAAUGAAGCCAUGGUUGGCGAAGCGAUACGUGAUAAAGUACGCGAAGGCAAACACAUGACACGUGAAGAUUUUUUCGUCAUCUCCAAAUUAUGCGGAACGCGUCACCGAAUGGAUUUGGUUUACAAUUGCUGCCAAAAGUCGGUGGAAUGCAUGGGGUUGGAUUAUGUGGAUCUUUACCUGAUGCACACACCUGUUGCGUUGAAGCGUGGUGCGAAAAUUUCGACCAAGGGGACAGCGUUGAAUAAUAUCGUGGAUGAUAGUAUCAACCCAAUAGAAGCGUGGCUUGGGUUAGAGAAAUGUUAUCAAGAAGGAAUAUGUCGAUCAAUAGGAGUCUCCAACUUCAACGAACAUCAGCUGAACUCUCUCAUAUUGGAGGGAUCUAUUGUGCCGGCAGUGAAUCAGGUUGAAUGUUCGGUCGGUUACAAUCAAAAACCGUUGCGACAAUUUUGCCAACAGCAACAAGUUCUUGUGAUGGGAUACGCACCACUAGGAAAGCAGAAGCUUCCGUUCCUAAACAAUGAACGUGUAAAACAAAUUGCCUUGUCGGCUGGCAAAACUCCUGCCCAAGUCAGCUUGCGGUAUCUGAUUGAGGGCGGUGUGGUACCGAUAGUAAAAUCCAAAGAUUGUACACGACAGCAAGAGAAUUUGGAUAUCUUUGAUUUUAAUCUCACCGAACAUCAGAUGGAAGAUUUGGAUGCCAUAACAGAGAAGCAACGUGCUUGCGAGAUGCGUUUUUUGGCUGGAGCUAGACAUUUCCCAUUUAUCGAUAGUGUUUAG
Molecule: messenger RNA, 939 nt
Organism: Anopheles marshallii
Lineage: Eukaryota; Metazoa; Arthropoda; Insecta; Diptera; Culicidae
Product: aldo-keto reductase family 1 member D1-like
Exons: 2
Coding region: 1-939 (312 amino acids)
Molecular function (GO): oxidoreductase activity
Source: RefSeq, a predicted model, not a curated record